Triticum dicoccoides is the source of this 1182-nucleotide messenger RNA. RefSeq lists its product as uncharacterized. The record is from RefSeq and is a predicted model, not a curated record. The transcript is spliced from 7 exons. The coding region runs from base 135 to 896 and encodes 253 amino acids. NCBI's taxonomy places the organism in Eukaryota, Viridiplantae, Streptophyta, Magnoliopsida, Poales, Poaceae.
UCAAGUCUCUGGGAAGACUCCCGGGCUCUAGCGACCCUCAGCCUCCUCGGCUCCUCUCUUUGCUCAGUUCUAGGUUGAACUCGACGAACUCAUCAGCAGCCGGCUGGCGGAUCCUCGACACAAAUCAGCAGCCGAUGGGCACAGAAUUUUAUGAGACCAUGCUCAUCAUCAAAGGAGCCCGAGCUGAGACUGAGGAUGAUCUGAGCCAGUUGUUUGAAGACUUUGGAAUCAAUGGAAGCCAACUUGCAGCUUCAUUCGGUCCUCCUACUUUUGUGAUGGACGCCAACUUGACUAGCGACGCGGCGCCAGUCCCAUCGCCGUUGAGGGUGGGGCCCUCCGCCGCCUUGACGGUAGACUUGAUAGUUCCGACUUUGGAACUGGUGGAUGAAGCUGUUCUUGCAGCUCCACUCAGUCCUUCUGCUUAUAUGAUCGAGAAAAACUUGACUCACGACGAGGAUCCAGCUGCCACGCUGCCGGAGAGCGUCCGGAGGUGCAAGAGAGGCCCUCGCAAGCGAAGAAUACCAUUAUGCACGGACCAGGGCUGGUUUUUGGGUGACCACUUUGGGGGCACAUCCUGCCUCCGGGAUGCACCUUCUGCAAGUGAAGGCCGAAACCGUGGACUCAGAACAAACGGGCCCCAUUGGACAACGGAAGAGGUGACUGCACUAGUUGAUGGUCUUGAAGAAUUUGGUGGUCGACGAUGGUCUGCGAUAAAGAAGAAAUAUUUUCCAAAGCCAGAUCGAACAGAUCAGACAGAUCGAACUACGGAGAAUCUUAAGGAUAAGUGGAGAAAUCUGCGGAAAUCAUACACGGGAAGUGCAGAAAGAAGAUACUAUCUAGUUCUUCCUGAUCAUUUGAUCCAACGACUCAAGAGGCUAGCAGCGACUGGUAACUGAAAUGAAGAUGCCCUGAUGAAUGAUGCAAGAGUCAUUGUUUAGGAUUUGCGGUGUAGAGUGGUCAGUAGCUAGCUUGAAUCAGCAGCUUGCAUUGUAUCUCCGGCCUAAGUGCCAUGCAAAUUACCGACUAACAAAUGAAGUAGAUCAUUGUCUCCUAAUCCAUUUUAAUAGCUCAGUGUUAAGCCACCAUUAUUUGAAGAAGACAUGAUGUUUUAGCAGUGCCUGAAAACACUAUGAGUAUCUACCUUCCUAGUCUUCUGGAUAGUGAGAGUUGUGUCAUGCUUUA